Messenger RNA from Adineta steineri, 2736 nucleotides. NCBI's taxonomy places the organism in Eukaryota, Metazoa, Rotifera, Eurotatoria, Adinetida, Adinetidae. The record is from the annotation of a GenBank genome assembly.
AUGCAAAAGGCUGAAAUUCAUUGGUCGCCUAAUGAUCGUAAUCAAUUAGCAGAAAUUGGAGCUGAAAUAAUAAUUCAUACAUUUGAUCGACCAUUAAGUGGAGAAAGUGGAAAAUGUGUUUUAGGUGGAACAAAUAAAAAAACAACAAGUCUUAAUUAUCCAUUACAUGAAAAAAAUAAUAUCAAAUGUUGUGCAUGGUGGCCUUCACAAGAAUAUCCAUAUGUAUUUGCUAUUGGACAACCAAAUGGAAGAAUUAUUUUUGAAAAUGUUAAAGAUCGGUCAGAUCCAUUAAGUCAAGGAAGAAUAGUAAUUGAUACGAAACAAGGACGACCAUGUGUUGCACUUGCGUGGAAUCCAAAAAUACCAAAUUUACUUUUAUCGGGUUUUGAUAGAUAUCGUUCAGAAAAUUGUUUAUCUGUAUGGGAUAUAAAUCAUAAUGGUAUGUCAUCACCAUCAUUACAAACAGGAACAGGAAUAACAUCAUCAUCAUCAUCAAAUGUUGAUGAAUAUAAAAGAGUUGAUAUGUUAAUGCAUAAUCAACAAGUUUGGAAGCCAAUAUUUGAUCAUGGUUUAAAUGAACAAUGUCAUUCAUUAGCAUGGUUUAAACCAAAUGAAAAAAUAUUUGCUGCUUGUACAACAGCGCAUAAUCAAAGAAAUAUUAGAGUUUAUGAUAUACGUGUCCCAUCAACACAUGUAAUUUCAUUUCCAACCAAAGCUCCAUUUAAUUUAUGUUGUGAUUCAAGUGAACGAUAUAUAGCGGCAAGUGUUGACAAAACAAUUUAUGUAUAUGAUAGUCGUGUGCCUGAAAAAGCUCUUAUUGUUCGUGAAGAACAUGAACCAAUUGUUAAACUUUCAUGGAGUCGAAUUGGUUCAUCUCAACUUGGUUAUUGUAUUCGAGAUUCACCUAAAUUUCAUGUUUUAUCUGUAUCAACAAAUGAUACUGAUAUUUUUGUUCAUCGAAUACUUCAAUGUCCUAUACAACGAUAUAGAAUUGGUUUAGCUUCAUUUGAUUGGAAUUAUUUUGAUGAACAUCGUCUUGUUUUACUUAGUGGAAAAGAAUAUUUUGAUUAUGUUAUUCCAUCUCGAUCAACUAUUUGUUAUUCACCACGAAAUGGACUUUUAUGGACAAAUGGUCUUGAAAUGUACCCAUCUGUUAUCAAUCAAGAUCAUACGCAAUUAACUUCAAAAGUUCUGCUUACAUAUAAUUUAUCAAAUGUACAAAAUGAUAGAAGAAAUUUAACACCAACACAAUCAACAUUAAAUACAGAAUUAAUUCAAAUGGAUUUAAAAACAAUGACUAAAGAAACACAAAUGACUAUUGAACAAAUAGAGAGAUGGAUUAAAAAUGCAAAUACAACCAGAGAUCCAUAUCCAUUUGUUGGAGUUAUUGAAGCAUUAAGAGAAGCUCAACCAUCAUCAACAAGCACAUUAACACAUCAAUCAUGGACAUCAACGGGUAAUUCAACACAUACAAAAACUGUUUAUGAAUCACCUGAAAGACAAAUAGUUAGUCAAUUAUGUGGUUGGUCAAAUGUUGAUACAAAAUCUGGUGGAUAUGAUCGUAUGGCAUCAUUAUUAGAACAAGAUGAAUAUGAAAAAGUAGCUGCACUUUAUAUAUUUCAAAUGAAUGUCAAUAAAGCAUUAGAGGUUCUUAAUGAAGGACUUCAACGAGGUGGGAAAGAAGAAUUAGCAACAUUAAUUCUUGCAUUAGUUGGUUCAAUACGAGCAACAUCAACAAAUAAUGAUGAUAAUACAUUAAUUAAUGAUUUUUCAUCAGUAACAAAAUUAUUUCAUCGUCCAUAUGUACGUUCAAUGUUUGCAUUUAUUCUUACACAAGAUGGAAAUGAUCUUCAAUAUGAAUGUGUUCUUGAUGAACAAUUAGAUCUUAAUGAUAAAGUUGCAUUUGCUGCGAGAUAUUUAAAUGAUGAUCGUCUUUAUGAUAAAUUAGAUAAAUUAGCAGAUGAAAGUCGAAAAAAAGGAGAUCUGCAAGGAAUUCUUCUUACCGGUUUACGACAAAAUGGAUGUGAAUUAAUACAAAAAUAUCUUGAUCAAACAAAUGAUAUUCGUACAGCUGCAUUACUUGCUAUUUAUGUACCUGAAGAUGUUCAUCAAGAAUGUCAAUAUGUUCAAGAAUGGAUUGAAGGAUUUCGAUUGCUUCUUGAUGAGCUUCAAUUGUGGAGUGAACGUGCUGAAUUUGAUAUAUAUCGUAGUCAUGUAACAGGUACAACACCACAUCGUCGACAUCAUGAUCGUUCAAUGAAUAUGAAUCAUCAUUUUUCAUGUAUUUUUUGUCAAACACCACUUGAAGCACAUCAUGGAAUGUCAAAUCAAACUUCAACAACAAAUUCAAGUUCAACACCAAUUCCAACAACACCAUCAAAACCUCAGGGUCGAGGAUCACAACCAAAUAAUCAAAAUCGAUCAUCUGGAUCAUCUUCAUAUGCUCCACCACCAAAUUCUGAAUUGUUAAUGGUUUGUGCUAAAUGUCGUCAAGUUUUACCACGUUGUUCAAUUUGUAUGAUGAAUUUAACAACAUAUAUUGAAGAUGCAUCUUAUGCAUAUGAACCACCACCAGAUAAACAUGCAUUAAUGUCAAGUCAAUGGUUUACAUGGUGUCGUUUAUGUCGACAUGGUGGUCAUGCUGAGCAUGUUUCAAAUUGGUUUGCAAUGAACGAACAAUGUCCGAUUGCUAAAUGCUUAUGUCGAUGUACAUUGAUUGAUGGUGUCUUUUUUUGA